AUGGAGUUUAACCCAACCCGUGCAGUCCUUCACAUCGAUGACUGCGAUAUUCACUACUGGUCACAAGGCAAAGGCCCGCUCAUCGUGUUCAUCCCCGGAGGCAACGGCCAUGGACGGCAAUACGACACAAUCAUCGCCGCUCUGUCGGAUAGAUAUACCUGCGCCACCUUUGACCGCCGACAAAUGUCAGCGAGUCAAGCUAAGGUGAACAAGAGGCUUCAUCCACCACAGCAAGCUAGAGAUAUACGCGCCAUCAUCGUGACCCUCGGCUUCGACAAAGCCACUCUUUUCGGAAGUAGUAUGGGUGGUCUCCUCGCGUUCCAAUUCGCCAUCGACUACCCUGACAUGGUCGAGCACAUCAUCUCCCACGAAGCUCCGACCUUCAUGCUACUGCCGAACGCCACCGAGGUCUUCGAGUUUUUGUACAAUUGUCUUGAGAUAUAUGAGGCUUCGGGGGUCGAUGCUGCGCAGAAGGAGUUCAGCUCUAGGCUGAUCGGCUAUUUCGACGAAGGUGUACCUCGGACGGGGCCAUCGGAUCCGAUGAAUCCCCCGAACCACUGGGCUAACGAGUUUACCGUCUUGCUGGGCUAUCUGCCGAGUUUGUAUCGCAUCAAGGAGAACGGAACGAGUAUCGGGUUGAUGAGGGGCAUUCGGAGCAGAGAGGCGUGGUAUGCCCAGGCGGUUGAUGAGCAGGCGAAGAUUCUAGGGUGUCCGAAAGUCGACGUCGCGGGUGCCCAUGAAGGCUUCAGGGUCGAAUGCGAGGCAUUUCUCCCGUACUUUGUCGAGUUGAUGGGGAUUCUAGAUCAGGAGAAGAGUAAGAGCUCGUGA
Molecule: messenger RNA, 828 nt
Organism: Colletotrichum godetiae
Lineage: Eukaryota; Fungi; Ascomycota; Sordariomycetes; Glomerellales; Glomerellaceae
Product: acetyltransferase/esterase
Exons: 1
Coding region: 1-828 (275 amino acids)
Source: RefSeq, a predicted model, not a curated record